CACAGUUUUGGGCGGGCAGGGGUUAACAGUUCGGUUACCGGGCCAGAAGCCCAGAACCCCAAGCUGGUGGCGCAGGAACCCCACCACCUCAACCCCCCCAGUCUGCGGCCUGCACCUGCCCCCUCUGGUGCAAGCAAGUUUUUGCGCCGGUGUCCCUUGUGCGUCGCUGGGCGCCAAAGGGUCCUCCGUUCCAUCAUCCCAAUCUCUGUUCUCGACCUUCCUGUGUCUUGGUGUCUUUUGCGAUUUCUUGCAUUUUUCGCAGUGUUGUUUUGGUUGUUUCAGUCCCUGAAGCUGCUUGUGUUUUUUUUUUUUUUUUGGUGUGGAGAGCUCCAUCUCACUCCCCCCCUGUCGAACAAGGUCGUCGUCAUUGCACCAGCAACCAGGAGCGAGACUCGACAGACACCCAGAGCGCGAUAUCGCCUGCUCUCGCACAACCAUCGUCUCAACCUGUUCCCACACCCCGAAUCAUUCCCCUACGAACACCUUACUUGGCCCCUCCUAGCCCCCUGUGUUGUCAAUUGUUUGUAUUCCGAGAGCAAAUACGAAAAGUUCAUGCCGCUUCCUCCAUCGCACCUGAUAACGCAAACCACCUUUUCGAAACCUCUCUUCCAACCGUAAUAGCUGCUGCCCCAGACCAGAGACUGCUCGAGAGACCAGCGAUAGAAGAACCCUCGGUAUUCGAACCAGGUCAGCGACGGUCGAGUCGCUUGUUGCGCCAACGACCAGCGCAACCCACACCAUGGAGCAUGCAGCACAGGCGAUCGACCAUGUGCAACAACUCUAUAUCCGCGCCGGCGGCGGCGCCGGGCCACCCGCCUCCGAGAGACCCCCCGUUUUCAAGGCGAUCGGCAUAGGCCUCGCCAUUGGCUCCGGCGCCUUCAUCGGUACCUCGUUCGUGCUCAAAAAGGUCGGCCUGCUUCGCGCCAACGAAAAGUACAACGAGGUGGCUGGCGAGGGAUAUGGGUAUCUCAAGAACUUUUACUGGUGGGCGGGCAUGAUCCUGAUGAUCUUGGGCGAGGGACUCAAUUUCGCUGCGUACGCCUUCACCGAUGCCAUUCUGGUCACCCCUCUGGGAGCCCUGUCGGUCGUCAUCACCACCAUCUUGUCUGCCAUUUUCUUGAAGGAGCGCUUGAGCAUGGUCGGCAAGGUUGCUUGUUUUCUGUGUAUCGUUGGGUCGGUUGUCAUCGUCAUGAAUGCACCACAAACAUCGGCUGUUAAGGACAUCCAGGACAUGCAAGGCUUCGUCGUACAUCCGCUGUUUUUGAGCUAUGCGGGCGUCAUUAUCGUCGGCAGCGCUAUUGUCGCAUUUUGGCUGGGACCAAAGUAUGGCGCCAAGAAUAUGAUGGUGUACAUUUCCAUCUGCAGUUGGAUCGGCGGACUGAGCGUUGUGGCGACGCAGGGCCUGGGAGCCGCCAUCAUCGCCCAGGCGGGAGGAAAGCCUCAGUUCAACCAGUGGUUUUUGUAUGUGCUGUUGGUUUUCGUUAUUGCUACGCUCUUGACCGAGAUUAUUUACCUCAACAAAGCGCUCAAUUUGUUCAACGCCGCCUUGGUUACCCCCACCUAUUAUGUCUACUUUACCAGUACCACCAUUAUCACCUCGGCAAUCCUGUUUAGAGGUUUCAAUGGCACACCGACAUCGAUUAUCACCGUGGUGAUGGGAUUCUUGGUUAUUUGCUCGGGGGUUGUUCUCCUGCAGCUGUCCAAGUCCGCCAAGGACGUCCCAGACACUGCCGUCUUUGCCGGUGACCUCGACCAAAUCCAGACCAUUGCCGAGCAGCCCCAGCCCGAAACCGAGCCCAAGGCGGACGCCAUCAGAGGCACCGCUGCCAUUGUCAGGCGCCUGUCAUCCGCGAGACAAAAGAUGGAAUUGGAGGAGCUCAAACGAUUGCACGAGGAAAAGAUUCAAGAGAGUCUUGCCCCUGUCAGCGAAAAUGGAGCUCCUCUCUACGAAUGGGACGGUCUACGAAGAAGGCGCACCGGAACCUUCAGCAGUCACCGCACUCGUCCCGGCACCGGUGUGGGUGCCUCCCCCGCGCCCUCUGGCGCCCCCUUUCUCGCUCCUCCUACACCUCACCCUCCACUCGGCUGGUCACACUUCCCCACCGAGGAGGAGCUCGCCGAGGCCAGCAGACCUGUCUCGCCUGCCCUCUCUAGCAUAAUGGGCACGAUCCGCAGCCGCGCCCGGUCUGCCCUCCUCCCAGGGCACCCCGACUACAAGCCCAGCAACAACCCCUCCACCACAAAGGUGCAAAGCCCAAUGCACCCCGUCCAGUUGACCUCGAUAGCAGUGCCAGGUCAGGACAAUCCCGCUUCUUCCAACAACCCAUCAGAUGAUUUCCUGCACCCACUGGGAGCAACAAGACAAACCAGAGCAGGAACGACAGCUAGCGCCUCGAGUUCCAAACGGCGGGUCCAGUUCCCGGAAUACAACGAGGGCGAACACCCCCUCCCAUCACCACCCACCCCCCCGCCUCACUCUGCAAAGCGCCAGUUUUCCUUUCAAAACAUUUUCAAACGCAACCAAGCCCAGUCCAUCGACGGGGCGUUGGAGAGUGGCGGCAGCCCGCAGAGAAGCGGGCUCAACUCGAGGGGGUACUCGUCCCCUCAGGUGCGCAUCACGGGCGCGACGGAGGAGGAGAGGUUAGGGCUGGUUAAGCCCCAUCCUUUGGCCGCCAAGUCGAUGCCUGUUCUGCAGAUCCAGCGGUUUUCCGAAGAGGAGGAGGAAGAGGAGGACAGCGAGGAUGAGCAGCAGCAUGUUCAGGAGAAGAGACCUUUUGUUGGGGGGGAUGGGGGUGAUAGAAAGGCGAGGGAGUAUGGGCAUAGUAUUACGCAGGGGUAUACUAAUACUUCCCCUCCGAGGAAGAAGACGGAAAAAGAUGUGGAAAAGGAUGAGCUGAAGGCUUAUGAGGAGAGGAGGCAGAGGUUUAAGGAGCGGAGGAGUAUGGAGGGGGAGAAGGAGAGGCCGAGGGAGAGGAGUGGGAGUGGGAGUGGGAGUGGGAGUGGGGGGAGUAGUUCUGGGUCAGGGAGUGGCAAGAAGGGGAGGAGGAGAGGGAGGGCGGAUAGUAAACCGCCACCGCAGCCGCCUAAUCAUAAGAGGACGGGGACGGGAGGGGGAAGUGGGGAGUUUAUUUGA
Molecule: messenger RNA, 3133 nt
Organism: Podospora pseudocomata
Lineage: Eukaryota; Fungi; Ascomycota; Sordariomycetes; Sordariales; Podosporaceae
Exons: 2
Coding region: 740-3133 (797 amino acids)
Biological process (GO): magnesium ion transport
Cellular component (GO): membrane
Molecular function (GO): magnesium ion transmembrane transporter activity
Source: RefSeq, a predicted model, not a curated record